AGGACUGAUUGGCCAACACAACAGACUCACUUUGGAAAACACAUAAAUACUACAGAGUGCUACUGUAGGACAUCUUUGACUCGCUCAAAGGCACGAGAUGCCAGCCCUCAGCCUGAUCGCCCUGCUCAGCCUGGUGUCCACUGUUUUCACCAGGCAGUGGGAGGUGCACCCUCCCCAGCAGCAGGGCAGGCACUGGGCGCAGAUAUGCAGCGGGAACCCUUUCAAUAAGAUCCGGGGCUGCGACAGAUACGGCUGCGGCAAUUACGGAGCCAGCAGACAGGGUAAAGGAGAAAAGCACAAGGGCGUGGAUGUCAUCUGCACUGAUGGAUCAACAGUGUAUGCUCCCUUCAGUGGCCAGCUCUCCGGACCCAUUCGAUUCUUUCAUAACGGAAAUGCCAUUGAUGAUGGAGUCCAAAUCUCUGGGUCAGGUUACUGUGUAAAACUAGUCUGCAUUCAUCCCAUCAGAUACCACGGCCAAAUCCAGAAAGGGCAACAACUUGGAAGAAUGCUGCCAAUGCAGAAAGUGUUUCCUGGCAUUGUCUCUCACAUUCACGUCGAGAACUGUGACCAAUCUGAUCCUACUAAUCUCCUCAGACCUGAUGUUUUACCACCCCGCCCACCAUUCCCACAACACGAUACUCACUGGGCAGCAGUAUGUUCUGGGAAUCCUACGAACGAGAUAAGAGGCUGCGAUAAAUACGGCUGUGGAUAUUUUGGAGCUCCGAGACGCAAUGGCAAAGGAGAGAAGCACAAGGGUGUGGAUGUCAUCUGUGCUGAUGGUGCAACAGUGUACGCUCCCUUUUCUGGUGAGCUGUCUGGACCCAUUAAAUUCUUUCAUAAUGGAAAUGCCAUUGAUGAUGGAGUCCAAAUCAGGGGAUCAGGCUUCUGCGUAAAACUGCUGUGCAUCCAUCCCAUCAGAUACAGUGGUAGGAUUUCUAAGGGACAAGCUCUUGGCAGAAUGUUGCCAAUGCAAAGAGUAUUUCCUGGGAUCACAUCUCAUAUUCAUGUUGAGAACUGCGAUCGCUCAGAUCCUACUAGCAAUCUUGAAAGGGGGAAACAGAGAAGAAAGUGAAACAGAAGUGUAAUAAGUUUUGAAUAAAUACAUCUCAGCAUCCAAAUGCUGUUUUUGUUCUCACAUGGAUGGUCUCUCUCAAUGAAAGAAGGAAAAUGUACUUUACAAGUAGAAUGAAGUGUACACAGCAGGCACAAUAGAUUGCUGAUGCAGUAUUUUGAGCCUUACUUAUUAUUGUAAGGCCCAGCAUCAACACCUCUGCCAGGUACCAGUGAGGUACUGAUUUUUAAGUAUUAGUAGUUGUGAAUAUUGUACCUUAGGCUAGCUUACAAACUUUACUGCAUUUUGGAAAACAAAGUUACUGAAAGGAAGAUUACUUCAGUUUCUGAAGGCAUCUUAAACUGAGAAAAAUUAGAGGGAAAUUUACAAGAACAUUCCAGAAGACAAAGAUACUGUUUAGAAUUGUCAUACCACGACUGAUGCCUCUAUAGAUUGGCAAGAGGGACUCCAAAAUGGAACAUGAGAUUUUGUUUGAAUGGGUAUUUGUGGAAAACAAAACAAACCAAACAACGGGAAGUUAGCAAUGACUCACAAUAAGCUUUGUCAAUGAGUCAGUCAAGAAACUUGGAGAUCAGCUUACCCCCUCAUGUGGCAGAAAAGGUGCAUUGCUGCAAGCUUCUUGCUGGAACUUGGACUUUCUGGAGUGACCCUACAAAUCAUCUUCAUCCCUUAGGUGUAGAUUUUGCAUUUUACAUGGAGGUUUUUAGUUAUUCAACAUCCUUGCAUUACAUACUGAAGAGAGGGAUGUUUAGAAGGUAGAAAUAAUACACGCAUUGUACCACCAACACAACACUGAAAUCUAACAUUAAAACUAAAAUUCAGCUUUAACCAUGUCAAGUGCUACCUGUAAAUUGGUAUUUCACAUGAAGACUAAUGAAUCAAGUUGGUUGAUAUUAUGAGUUGGCCUUCCUUAUUCACAUCGUUCUGAACAAAUAUGCCAAAAGAAGUCACCAUAUUAAGAUUUACUUUGCUAAUAAACACAGGCGCAUUUUCAAGCUUGGAACUGGAGCAAUCCAACAUCAGCAACUUCACAGAAAAGCUGCUCCAUUAACAGAGAAAGGGACAAUAUUCAAAUAAGCAUUUUAAAGUUCCCCCCUCGUGUUUCAUUUCUGUAUAUAACCACUAGAGACUUGCACUUCACUAAUUCAUUAGUGAAUUCCAUCAUGUUGGCUACAGGGACAUAAAGGACUCUAGAACUACUCAACCCUCUAAAAGAUUUGCCAGCAUAUCUAAAACUCUAUUUUGAGGCACAAAUGUGAAAGGACAAUUAUUAAUUCUCUAUUACUCCAACAGCUCCACUACCUCUAUAGGUUUGCCAUGUUAGAAACGUGACACAACUCAACCUGAAGGGAAGAUAAGCAGUGCAACAGACAGAUAAGAGUCUGGGAUCAGUGCAGGUAUUAGAUCAGUUUAUUAUGUUUACAGUUAAAGCAAAUCACACAUCUUAAACCAAAAACUGCUUGGAAAUACCUCAGUCUUUUUUUCAAUCCCGACUUAUGGAAGCAAAGGCUUGGGUAGUAAGUGCUAGUAACCAGAGCCAGAUGCUUCUUUUCUUAAUUGUGCAACAAGCAAUAAUACAUUAUUGAUUUAGACAUGCAUUAUAUGCUAUUGGAAUUCCUUUAGCUUGUAACUGUGAACAAGUCUGAUCAAAACAACAGAGGUUUAAGCCUCUAUUUUUUUUU
Lagopus muta (rock ptarmigan) is the source of this 2754-nucleotide messenger RNA. It is a transcript of the gene LECT2, whose product is annotated as leukocyte cell derived chemotaxin 2. The transcript has 7 exons. Bases 98 to 1072 code for a protein of 324 amino acids. The record is from RefSeq and is a predicted model, not a curated record. Lineage: Eukaryota; Metazoa; Chordata; Aves; Galliformes; Phasianidae.